CUUCCCCAAACCUCCGCGAAAGGGUGUGCGUUUUGAAGGUUGUAUGAAGCGAAACACCAUCGCAGACAGGAGCAGUCGCCACUUGGUUUGACAGCCCGGGACAAACCUCUGAAGCCGGUGCAGAGAGCAGCACGCCCCAAGUCUUCCCCCUAUCCUCCCUCUGGGCUGAGCCCCCAACCAAGGUCUUGUCCUUCUGCGAACACGAUGGAAAUGACGCAUACACGGACAUUAAUAUCAAAAAGUUGAACUACAUAGUGCGCGGAAAAAAAAUGCAUAGUGGCAGCAGUGUGGCUUCUCUUCAAGGUCAGUAUCUCAGCACCGCCGCCCCACGGAUGUGUUCUUUGGGCAAUCGGAUUGAAUAAGAGCCGUGGAAGGGGAUGCCGAUGUGUCUCGCUUGCCUCCAGCAUCAACAAUGACAUCUUUGACUAAGGGGGACAGUGAUAGCCACUGACAGAGAAACUUGUUAAACAUCGCUGUAAAAAGGGGAAACCCGAAUAGGCUAGGUUUGCUCUUUACAGCAUACUUCUCUCAGCUGUUGUAAAAAUAAACUCGUUCCAGCAUCUUGGCGUUUCCUGCUUUCUUCAAACGGCCUGUGGCGGUGCGGCUGUUUACCUGGCUACAAGCAACAACUCUGAAGUCAAGCUAGCUGACGUUCACUGGCAGAAUUAAUGUUUGGUUCGGUUUAAGCUAGUUGACCCGACUGUUAAAGUCAUUUAGAAUGUUCGACGGCUGAAGAGUAACGAACUUCCUUGAACUUGCUUGGUUUUCAAGUGGACUUUUACCAACUCAUUUCUUUUCAUAUUACAUUGCCUUUUUUUGUUUAACAUCAUGCCUUCGAGGACAGGUUCACACAGCCCGGCUGGCACCGGUAAGAGUUUACCAGAGCGGGGACUGCUCCUGCUGAUGGUUUUGGUGUUACUGGAGGGCUCCGUGCUUCCUCUCGGAGCUGCCAGCUCUCCGGAUAUCAGCCACCAGAAAAAUGUGGACAACCACAAAGUGGAGCACGAAAAAAACUACACUAAAAAGGCGUUCCCUGUCCUCGACCUCGACUACCAUCACAUACAGACUCCCUUUGAAAUCUCACUAUGGGUGCUGCUGGCCUCGGUAAUGAAAUUGGGGUUCCACAUGAUUCCUCGUCUGCCCGGUAUUGUGCCAGAAAGCUGCCUGUUGAUUACGGUGGGUCUUCUGGUGGGGGGGCUUAUCAAACUAGCCGGAGAAAAGGUCCCCCCAGUUCUGGACUCCCAAUUGUUUUUCCUCUGCCUGCUGCCGCCCAUUAUUCUGGAUGCUGGCUACUUCCUGCCUAUUCGUCCCUUCAUGGAGAACCUGGGCACGAUCCUGAUGUUUGCUGUUGUGGGGACCUUGUGGAAUGCCUUCUUCAUCGGGGGUCUGCUGUAUGCUGUGUGUCAGAUCCAGCCAGCCAAUCCAUCCGAACUCCACCAGCUAGAGAUCCUGCCCUGUCUGCUGUUCGGCUCCAUCAUCUCAGCUGUGGAUCCUGUUGCUGUGCUAGCUGUGUUUGAGGAGAUCCACAUCAAUGAACUGUUGCACAUCCUGGUAUUUGGCGAGUCACUGCUCAACGAUGCCGUCACUGUGGUGCUAUACCAUCUGUUUGAGGAGUAUUCGGCUGCUGGCACAGUGACGGUGCUGGACGGUUUCCUGGGGAUCAUCUCCUUCCUGGUGGUAUCGCUGGGUGGCAUUCUAGUGGGAGCUAUCUAUGGGAUCCUGACUGCCUUCACCUCACGCUUCACCUCCCACACGCGUGUCAUCGAGCCACUUUUUGUCUUUGUGUACAGCUACAUGGCCUACCUUUCAGCUGAGAUGUUCCACCUUUCUGGCAUCAUGGCGUUAAUAGCAUGUGGAGCAGUGAUGCGACCCUACGUAGAGGCCAACAUAUCCCACAAGUCCCACACCACCAUCAAGUACUUCCUGAAAAUGUGGAGCAGCGUCAGUGAGACGCUAAUCUUCAUCUUUCUCGGUGUGGCCACGGUGGACGGACCUCACCACUGGAACUGGACGUUCGUCACCGUCACUGUCAUUCUGUGUCUGGUGUCACGGGUCAUAGGUGUGGUUGGUCUGACCUGUGUGAUCAACAAGUUCCGCAUCGUCAAACUGACGACCAAGGACCAGUUCAUUGUGGCCUACGGUGGCAUGCGAGGUGCCAUCGCCUUCUCCCUUGGCUUCCUGCUGAAAAAGGAGCAAUUUCCCAUGAGAGAGAUGUUCCUCACUGCCAUCAUCACCGUUAUCUUCUUCACUGUCUUUGUUCAGGGCAUGACCAUCAAACCCCUGGUGGAGCUGCUGGCAGUGAAGAAGAAACAGGAGGCCAAGCGGUCGAUUAAUGAAGAAAUCCACACACAGUUCCUCGACCACCUUCUGACUGGAAUUGAGGACAUUUGUGGACACUAUGGACACCACCACUGGAAGGACAAACUGAACCGCUUCAACAAGAAGUAUGUGAAAAAGUGCCUGAUUGCAGGCGAACGCUCCAAGGAGCCGCAGCUCAUCGCCUUCUACCACAAGAUGGAGAUGAAACAGGCCAUCGACCUGGUGGAGAGCGGAGGGGGAGUCAACCUGCCGUCUGCUGUGCCUUCCACAGUUUCCAUGCAGAACAUCCAGCCCAAGAAGCCUCCUCCUGCCAAGCCUGUAGAGAAAGCUCUGCCCAAGAUGACUAAAGGCCGGGAGGAGGAGAUCAGGCAGAUCCUCAGGAGUAACCUUCAGAAGACACGACAGAGGCUGCGCUCCUACAACAGACAUACUCUGGUGGCUGAUCCAUACGAGGAUGGCUUCAGUGAACUCCUCAUCAAGAAGCAAAAGAUGAUUGAGCUGGAGAAGAAGAUACAACACAUGAAUAACUACCUGACGGUGCCUGCUGCUCCCCCUGACUCCCCGACCAUGUGUAGAGCCAGACUGGCCUCAGGCAGAGGUACUGAUUUCAAACCUGCUCAGCAGCAGAGAGGGAACAAAAUCUCUCCAGACCCACAAGCCUACAGCAGUAAGCCAGCGGCGGACAGAGUGCCGACCAUCCAGGUGGACCUGGCCUCCCCUCAGUCUCCAGACUCCGUCAACCUGAUGGAUGAGUUCCGACGGGCCGACCAGCAGGAGGAGGACCAGGGCCUGAUGAUGAAGCCUCCCUCGGGGCAGAGUGGACCUAACAGGCCCCGUGAGGAGGACAGAGGCCGAGAACAGCAGAAGAUGACAAGGUGCCUGAGCGACCCCGGUCCCAGCGCAGACGAGGAGGAGGAGGACGAACCCUUUCUGCCUUGAAACGGCAGACUGGAUAUGGAGGGGUUAGGCUGCAUGCCCAUCUUCACUAAUUAGAGGAGAGAGGGCUGCUUCACUGCUCUAAAUAAUCUCUUUGGUUCAGAAACCAAACAAGCCAAAACUGCUAACGCUGUACGAAACCAGAAACAAAAAGCAAAAGGGAGAUUGUCUGAAAAAAAAAGAGCCAUUAGUUUGUUAUUAUCAUUGCUCUUUAUUUUUUUAGACAGGAUUGGAGUAGCUGUUAUCUGAGAGGUUGUGGGUUUAUGGUUCGAUAGUCUGAGACAUUCAGGAAAGAGCUAUGCAUUACCAAAGGUUUGGACUGUUUUUGUGUCAGACAAUGUCAUUUUUACUUUUUUUCUUUUUUAAUGACUGCAUAGUUGUUGGUUUUUAUGUUUGUUCACGAUAUUUAAUUUUUUUCUGUCUUUCAAGCUACCUUCUUGGCGACAUGCUGGGCCUUUAAUCCUCAAUUUAAUCAACAAGGCAAACUGCCUAAAUCCAUUUCUCUUUUUGAGUUGAAGUUGCCUGUUUUAAUCCAAUAUCUGACUGAAAUUGCUAAAUAUUCAAACAUUUAGAGUUUAGCUAUUUUAGCUAUUUAGCUAAUGUUUGGCCUUAUUUUAUGUCAAACCUUUUCACUUGGUGCAUUUUUUUUAUCUUUGUCUUGCUUUAAAACAUAUUUCUUAAAUUCCAGGGGUACUAAUGCGGGAUAUAGGUUCAAAUCUGGAUGUAUUUAUUUAAGAGCCACAGUUGUUUAUAGUCAUGCUUACAGACCUGCGGCCUCGUCUCAUGGCUGUGGAGGGAGUUAUGUGUACUUAACUAAAAAUCCCCACUGUUGUAUAGGAAGAGAAAAGUUUGGACUCACAGUAAAGCUUGUGAGACAGGCAGUGAUGCAGCACUUUUGUUUUGAUGUCAGUGAUCAUGCUUGAUUCCCCAUCCAAGUCUACUGAAGUUAAAUCACUUGUUGUCAUGUCACGUUUUGGUGUAGAUGUUUUAUGUUUCACCUCAAUUUUAGAACACCCUUUAAAAGUCACUCAAGCAGGGCUCGUCGAGUUGUUAGAGUAGAUGUUUCUCUCGAUCCUGAUGUAAAGAGUAACGGCCCAUCUAACAGUCACCUUCACACUCCUCAUUGUUGAAACCUUUAGACCACAUGAGCUGAUUUUUUAAUAUAUCAGAUCAAAAAUAAUUAAUGCUCACUUUCUUUCACAUGCCUAUAUGCAUUCUUCAGUUUUUUUACUGGCCUUUACAAGAAGCAUUUGUGCUCUACAUCACUGUUCAGCUUAUUACAUGACAAGUGAAUGUUUGUACGGGAAUCCAUCCACACCUCUCAACCCUCUUAAAAUUUAAGACUAUAGACAUGUCAUGGCAGCAAAAAAAAUUCUAUGCAGUAUUGACGUGUAAAAUAUGUAAAUCAAUUAUAAUAGCCUAUAUUUAUAAAUACCCUUUAAAACUGAAGUCUCGUAAUCUUGUAAACAUGCAACACAUUGAGGCAAACCAAUG
Molecule: messenger RNA, 4749 nt
Organism: Sander lucioperca (pikeperch)
Lineage: Eukaryota; Metazoa; Chordata; Actinopteri; Perciformes; Percidae
Gene: slc9a1a
Product: solute carrier family 9 member A1a
Exons: 13
Coding region: 829-3258 (809 amino acids)
Biological process (GO): regulation of pH; proton transmembrane transport; sodium ion transport
Cellular component (GO): membrane
Molecular function (GO): sodium:proton antiporter activity
Source: RefSeq, a predicted model, not a curated record